Molecule: messenger RNA, 38069 nt
Organism: Pelobates cultripes (western spadefoot toad)
Lineage: Eukaryota; Metazoa; Chordata; Amphibia; Anura; Pelobatidae
Source: the annotation of a GenBank genome assembly
ACCUCUCCUGUCCUGUUAUUAGACAGUUAGCGUUGGACCCCUCCUGUCCUGUUAUUAGACAGUUAACGUUGGACCCCUCCUGUCCUGUUAUUAGACAGUUAACGUUGGACCCCUCCUGUCCUGUUAUUAGACAGUUAGCGUUGGAUCCCUCCUGUCCUGUUAUUAGACAGUUAGCGUUGGACCCCUCCUGUCCUGUUAUUAGACAGUUAACGUUGGACCCCUCCUGUCCUGUUAUAGACAACCCCUAGUAUUGAGCCAAUUCUUGCUGCCUGUACAAUGCUGUAUCGUUGAACGGUAAGAGAUGGGGUGGGGAGGUUGCUAUGUCCUCCUCCUCCUCCUGCAGUACUGGGAAUAUUCUUUGCUAUGAAUACUGUGCUGGCUGCUCUCAUCUCUCCCGCCUUUCCUCCUGAGACCACACACUGCAGCACAAUCAGCCCUGCUAUCUCAGGAGCAGAGGUGAAAAGGAUCAUUCUCUGCAAAGAAAAAACCCAUCCUUAGAACCAAUGGCAUCCUCUCCCCGCAGCAUCCUUCCUGCAGCCUCUCUGAUGCUUUCUGUGUCUGCAGCCUUCCUCCCAGCCCAUUCCUGGUCCUCACCCUCCUGUGGUCUAUCAUUAGCCUCACACUAAGACCCUCAGGGUUCUCCAUCUCCAGUGUUGCUUGUUUGUGCGUUAUACUUUGUGUGUUAUUUUUUCUGUUUGUUUCCUUGAUCUCACCCCUCUGGCGCAGACCUAUAAUCCAUUCCGGGAUAUGUAGCCCCUCUGGUCAAGAUGUUCCGGAGGAAGCUUUCGGACUGGUCUGACCUGGAUACCAGUUCCCUGGUAGACCUGGAGAAGGAUGCCUCGGAACUCCUGGGAGAAUCACCUGGCUGGGCUUCCAAUGGAAGGGCUGCUGCCCCCGAUUAUGUAAGCAUAUUGUCAUAUGUAAUGGCUCCAGUACUGGGGAAAUGGGGAGGCCUGACUGUAGAGGGGUUCAUUAGGAAUCCAAUUAUCUCUUAACUAUUGUCCGUGCCAUAUUCACUCUAUGUACCCCUGGUAAUGUUUCGGCCACUAUAUGGGGCUUUGUCAAGGCAGUAGUAAACUGCUCUCAGGCCGCCCCAGCGUGUCCCAUGUACCCCACAUGCUGGGUCAGGUUCUGUUGGGGUUACGGAAACUAUAAAGAUUAAUCCUAUUUGCAAACAUUUACCAAAAACAUUAGGGAACAAGAAACCAAUCUGGCAGAUCGUAUUAUGAACAUGGGAUUAGUUUCAACCAAUUAAUUUCUGUAUGGAAUUCUCACUGAAGUUUGACUUUUGUGGGAAAUUUUACUUAUUUAAUAAUCAGCUGCAAACUAGCAACCAGUUUGAAUAAAGUGGGUAAAAAAGCAGGUUGGAUAAAAAUCUGUCUUUUUUUAUGACAGCUGUCCGCUCAAAAUGACUAGCCCACCAAACAAUGGCAAUUACAAAAAAAAAAUGAGUUUCUAUCAUUCUACUGAACCACCUAGUGGAGUAGCUGAAUAGAUCCAUUACAGGCUUCAUCUCUGAUGUUAAAGGGGAAGAUGUACAAUUAAAGCUGGGAUGGGCAGGAGUUCAGAUUUUGAAACAGACGGUGGGGAUGAGAGGGUUCUGAGCAGGGUUUAAUAUUUCCAUUCACCACUAGUCAUUGGUGACUAUGCCAUGAUGGGCAGUGGAGAAUAACUUUUAAGGACUGACUAGUAACAUAGGACUUCAAAUUGUAAGUUCUGUUAAAUCAUGCAAUCCCUGUUUAUUCAUACUGCCGCUGAUCCAGUAUGGAGCGGAGGAAGACGAAGAUGAUGAUGAAGAUCCGAUAUACAUCCCUGAUUCCGAGCUAUAUGGCCCCAACGAAAACUUCUUCAAGGACAGCAAGACAAAGAUUGGUGAGAAAAUAAAUUGCAUUAUUAAGAUUUCCUCUCAAGUAAGCUGAAUAUAUCUUACUAUCCUACAGGAUAAUCAAACAGAGGAGCAAAAAGAAUGAAUAAAUAAAUGUGAUGUACAGACAGCUGAUUUAGUAUUGAAGCAGUAAUAUAAUCCUCUCUGGUUGCAGAGGGGUAAUGUGUUGUAUUCUGUCUAUGCAGUAAUUUUAUUGCACUUAACCACACACUAUUUUAUUUGGUCUACCUCCACACUAUUUGUGUAAUGAAUCUAGUGUGCAUGUGUGUAUAGCCUAGGUCAGUGAUGGCCACCUUUUUGAGCCCGAGUGCCCAAACUGCAAUACAUACCAACUUUUUUUCCCUCAAAGUGCCAACACGGCACUUAAACCUGAAUACUGAGGUUUAAGUUUAGAAAAAAGAACUCGUCCAAUUGUCCGAACUAGUUAGCAUCUUUUGUUUUAAAAGAACACAACAGAGAGUUCAAUGAUACAAAUUUUAAAUGAUAUAAAUAGAUAAAAUUUAAGUUUAGAUUUAUUAGUAUCUCCAAAAAAUGCAAUACAUAAACCGACCGACACACAGACAGACUGCUAAAUACACACACAAACACACACACAGUCCGCUGAAUACACACACACAGUCCGCUGAAUACACACACACUGCUGAAUACACACACACACACACAAACAUACACACAGUCCGCUGAAUACACACACACACAUACUGCAUUGAGGGGUGCAGUGUAUGUGAAAGGGUGUGGAGUGCUGUGUGCAAGGGGUGCUGUGUGUGUGUGGGGGGUAGGGUGAUGUGUGUGGGGGUAGGGUGCUGUGUGUGUGGGGGGGGUGUGUGGGGGGUUGAAGAUACAUUAUAAAAAUUUUUAAAGCAUGUGGGGGUAGGGGUGCUGUGUGGGGAGGGUAGGGUUAUGUGUGUGGGGGGUAGGGUGCAGUGUUAGUGGUGGUGGUGGGGUAGGGGUGCAGUGUGUGGGGGUAGGGUGAUGUGUGUGGGGGGUAGGGGUGCAGUGUGUGUGGAAGGGUGGGUGCAGUGUGUGUGAAGGGGUAGGGUUGCAGGUGUGUGGGGUAGGGUGGCUGUGUGUGUGUGUAGGUGAGGUGUGGGUGGCUGUGGUGUGGGUGGGGUGCUGUGUGUGUGGGUGGGUCGGGUGUGUGUGGGGGGUGGGGUGCUGUGUGUGGGGGUAGGGGUGCUUUGUGUGUGGGAGUUCUGUGUGUGUGUGGGGGGUAGGGUGCUGUGUGGGGUAGGGGUGCUGUGUGUGGGGGUGGGUAGGGGUGCUGUGUGGGGGUGGGUAGGGGUGCUGUGUGGGGGUGUGGGGGUUGAAGAUACAUUAAAACAUUUUUUUUAUUUUUUAAAGCAAUAUUAAGUCAGUAUCCCCCCCUCCCUUCUUCUUACCUUUGGUGGAGGGGAGGGGGGAGAACACAGCCAUCCCUGGUGGUCCGAUGAUGGUAAGUAUCUAGGACAGGUCCUGCAGCUCUCAUGUCCUCCCGCGCGAUGCUGUGUGGAGCGUUGCCAUGGUAAAGCGCGGCAACGCUCCACACAUCUCGCGGGAGGACAGGAGAGCUGCUUUCUCGAUCCCUCCCCCCUGCUCCCGGUCCUGCCGACACGGAAGCAGAGUAGGCGCCUGCCGUUUUGGGAAGCAGGUGCCUACUCUGCAUUGAUGGCGAACCUAUAGCCGCGUGCCCACAGAGAGGGCCCGGUGUGCCACCUGUGGCACGCAUGCCAUAGGUUCGCCAUCACUGGCCUAGGUGAUUAGGUUGGAUAGCUCUAGCCAUUUCUCUGGAUAGCCUCCUAGAUACGGAGGGUUAUUAGCACAGCUGGUUUGGGAGUGGGGUUUGGCUGCCAUUGGUUUCAUUGUGGGGUUAUGCCUCCAUCCAAUUAGAUGCACGUCUACUCCCACUACUCCAUCUGAGGGUUCUUAUUCAUAGAACGGCUAUAACCUAUCUGGCUAUUACCUAUCUCUGACUAUCUUUUCACCUACUCUCCUACACAGGCUACAUGUUCUUUAUGCUGCCUGCUGUGUAACUGAUAUCCUGAGCACCUAGGACAUUUUGCCCUUCUCAGACUAUACCAUACAUAUUGUUUUGUGCAUGCAGCACACUUGGGUUUUAUAUAGGGAUUUCGCAAUACCCCUUAUACUGGUUGAUUAUUACAAGACACUUUCUCCUGCCCCUUUUGUUCACUUUUCUCUAUCACAUUUUAACUUUAGGAUCUUGUUUAAAUAAAGUUUAUUAUUUAUUUUUUUGUUUUGCAAUUACCUUUGAAUGAUUCUAGUAAGAAGGUAAUUUCAGUAAGGAGGGUUUCUACCUUUGUUAGGCAAUACACAUCUUUCUACCUGUGGAAACAUACACUAUUACAUUAAUGGCCCACUAUUACAUGGGAGCGGUAAAAUCUGCCUCCCUCUAGCCAUUUCAAUCUGAUUUCUGGCAGAUUUUGUGCUGGUCUGGGAGGAGAAGCUCCAUUCAUCAAAGAAGAACUACCAAAAGGGAUCAGUCCGGGGACAGGAGCAAGACUCCAGGGAACAGCAGAGGAAAUCCAAGGUCCUAGGGGAGAAGGACAGAUACAGGAGACGCUUCCACCGCAAUCUUCUGAAAGCGGGGCUCCUGUGUGAGAAGGUAUGCUGGAACAUGGCAGCGAGUUUGAGACGAUGAGCGUUAUUUAGUAAGAGCGCAGAGCCAGUACUGUGUGGGUUAUCAUAUUUUUAUAAACAGGAAUAUUCACUAAGCUUUGAAUUGUCAGGAAUUCACCAGGGAAUGGCACAUUUAAGGUCAAAUAGCUGAGCUGGAAACAUAGAUGAGUUAGAGAGAUUUUGGCUAUUUUUAUCUUUCAAAUCCCUAGUUACCAUCAUUUUACAGAUUAGACAAUAACCGGCAUUGCCACCAAUAGUUAUGCUUGGAGCCUAUCCACUUUACAUGGACAUUCCAAUGCCCAACUACAAUUAAAUAAAUCCCUAAUAAUCCCAAAAAUAUAACCCUAAUGAAAACACGCAUACUUUUAAUUAUGUUUUUUUCAUUGAGGGUAUACUGAAGAUGACAUGUCUGAAACAUUUGCAAGCCUUCCAUAGCUGUUCUGUGGCUGUCAAACCACAGAUUUCUUAAUGUAACUCCAUUACCAGUAACAGGACUGGUUGUCUGAUUGACAGCUGGGGGGUAGUAUCUAGGUUGUUUAAUAAAAGUGCCACAUUUUAUUAAAUCUGCCCUUUUUGUGAAAUUAAAAAAAGAGGACACACUCUUCCUUAUCUAAAACAUUUCAUUACAGUAAAGUACUCCAGGUAUUUGGAAAGUCCCUUUAAGAAUAUACCGACAAGCGAACUUUCUAUACAUUGUAACUCAUAGGGACUGGUGAGAAUGUCUGUGUAAGCUGGGUGCACUGUUUGUUGAGUAUUUUCUAAUAUCAGGAGACGGUGUUCAUUUUUACCAUUUCUCUUACCCCAGGAGCAGAUGCUCAGUGAGAGGAAAGCUCUGCACUAUCUGAAACUGAGCGCCCCCUGGGAGGUCCUGGUGUAUUACGCCGAAGAGUUGAGCAUGAGAGCGCCACUCCAGGUCUGACACUUAUAUCAGCAGAGAUAAUUGGGUUAAAGUGACAUUAGUGAUGCUUCAUUGUAUCUGAUUUAUACUCUAUCCUCUAGGCUCUUCCAAACCCAGACACCAACUCGUCAGACAGGUUCCUUCAAAAUUUCUACAUCCCAAACCCCAUGUACCACCACGUUCCAAACAAACCCCUGGAUUAUUACACCUGUGCCUUCCGCAAGUCCAAACUCCAGAGGUAAUAAUGGGACAGAGGCUAAUGAUAUACCCAGGCCCUGAGCACCAAGGGCUCAUUAGCAAAGCACCAGGUGUAACUGUACAUAUAGUAUGACUGCACAUAUUUAUAAUUUGGAAAGGAUAUAAAAACAUACAGUUAAAUAUCGAAACAUGUUCUGCAUGCAUAGCCACUUAUAAAUCUGGAUUUAAUUCUCAUAAAUAAUACCCAUCAAAUAAAAAAAUAUCUGUAUGCUCACAGCUCUGCAAUAACGUCAGGACCUUCCAAUGUUUUCCAAUGUUAACAUUUACUGGGUUAAUCACUAAGGAUUGUUGGGGAUUUAUUGUGAAUUUCAAAUGUAGGCCAUACUAGCUGGGUUAAAAGAAUUCUCCAAGUCAGUUAUGGUUUAUUCUGGUUAAUUUGAUCUAAAAGUUUAAUUUAAUUUGAAUUCCUGUAAUUUCACAUUUUAAUGAAAAACCAGGCUUUUAGAAAAAAAUAAAGCUUGCGAAUAGAUUCCAGAAUGGUAAGUGACCCCCAAAAGCAACAUUAACAAACUAAUCGCACUGAAAACACCAUUCAUGUAGCAGAUCUGUGAACUGAAUAUUGGAAAUUUUACUCCAUCAUUCUCAUAGGUUCCUGGGCAACGAGUGUCAGACAACCUUCUUCAGUAAUACUCAGCGCAGCCGUAUUGUGAGUAUGGAUAACUUACUGCACUUACACUGACAUGUUUAGAAGGAAUAAGUACUUUUUAAAUGGUAAAGCAUGGAAUAAAUUACAGAGUAAGUGUGUUUAUAUGUGUGUGCGUGUGUGUAUAUAUAUAUAUACAUAUACACACACACACACACUUGCAUUACAUAACUUUCUUUUAUUUGUAGCUCAAAACCAAAAAAUUUAACUGUUUUUGGAGAUGUUAAUAUUGAUUGGCUGAAUCCUAAAAAUAAUAAAUCAUGUUCGCUGUUUAAGACUUUGCAGCUAACACAAUUAUUUUCCUCCCCAACUCGCAUUAAUAUUAAAAGCCAGAACCAUACCUUGCUCGAUUAGAUUCUCUCCAGUUGUCUUGACAGAAUCCUGGAGGCGAGCGUUCUCCGCAAAAUAAAGGCCACUAAAUCCCCUCCCAAGAUUAGAAUCACCAGGUCUUUCAACAAAUUUAAUCCUGAAUCCUUUUUAAAUGAUCUCAAGAACAUACUAUGGCACAGAUUAGGGCUAAUACCAGGUCUAGACUCUGCAAUUGCAUUUUUUCAGUCCGAGCUCUUGCGUGUUUGGAAUUUGCAUGCCCCUCUGCGUAAAGUGCGACUAAAAGGGACACACCUGCCCUGGGUUAGAGCUGACCUCAUUCAAAUGUACCAGUUUAGAGAUUCACUGUGGUCAAAGUUGAAGCGUACUGGCUCCAUGAACGAUCACUGUACUUACAGAUAUUGGCGAAAUGCAUGCACAAAACAAACAAAAAUGGUAAAGGCCUGAUAUUUCAGUGAAAAUUAUAAUAAGUUAUCAAACCCAAGAAACGUCUGGUAAAUCAUUAAUAGCAUAAAACCCCCCACAAUCCACUCCCAACCCUCCACUGUCAAAAUGGACAACCAAACACUGCAACACCCCCUAGAUGGAGCAAAUGCCUUGUGUUGGCUGUGCUACCACCCUGGUUGCUAAGAUAACAAAUUACACUCAUUUUCAGACCGCAAAUAAAGAUCAGGCCCUGCCAAAUCUUUAAAAUCCUCAUAUAGAGAAAUUACAUUUUAGACCUGCGCCUGUUAGUGUCGUUAAUAAACAUCUUAAUACUUUAAAAAUGAAAAACCAGUGUGGACUAGAUCAAAUCCCAGCAAUGUUGCUGAAGCUCAGUGUGGACUAGAUCAAAUCCCAGCAAUGUUGCUGAAGCUCAGUGUGGACUAGAUCAAAUCCCAGCAAUGUUGCUGAAGCUCAGUGUGGACUAGAUCAAAUCCCAGCAAUAUUGCUGAAGCUCAGUGCGCCGGCAAUUGCUAAACCAGUCACUACCCUUACCAAUGAAUCCCUGGUGUCAGGAUACAUAUCCAAACUUUGGAAGACUGCAAAAGUUGCACCUAUCCAUAAAAGUGGUGACAAGACUUUGGUUUCUAACUAUUGCCCGAUAUCAUUGCUCCCAGUAUUGUAAAACUCUUUUAAAAAUGUGUCCACACGCAACUGUGUGAAUAUUAUCAAAGAUCAAACUAUCUGACCCCUGAUCAAUCAGGCUUUCAUCCAAAUCACUCAACUUCAACUGCCCUCUUAAAAGUUUGCAAUGACAUCCAAUUUGGCAUGGAACAAGGAGACGUAACUGGAGCUAUUUUCCUUGAUUUUGCUGAGGCCUUUGACACAGUAGACCAUGGCAUUCUUUUGCAAAAACUUAAAAACUCAGGUAUUGGUGAUCGUCCGCUAACCUGGUUUCAUUCGUAUGUUUCAGACCGAUUGGAAUAUGUGGCCAUUUCUGAUAGCGCUUCCCUCCCUCUUCAGUCACGUGUGGUGUUCCCCAAGGCUCCAUACUUGGCCCCCUGCUAUUCACAUUAUUUAUAAAUGAUCUGCCUAACGUCUGCAAAUCCUCAACUCUACACAUGUAUGCAGACGACACUGUAAUCUACGCUAGUAAACCCAAGCUACCGCAGCUUGAAGCUGUGCUCCAAAGCCAAUUCACAGAGGUAGAAAAGUGGAUAGCAGAUAACAAACUCUUCCUAAACACUGACAAAACUGUUACAAUGAUCAUUGGAACUGUACCUAAAUUACGUAAAUUACAAAAUCAACAAUUGUGUAUCGGAACAAAUUCAAAUAUCACACUGACAGUAGUCUGCUCUUUUCAAUAUCUAGGUAUGUUGCUAGACUCCAAUCUAUCCCUUGGCCUUCACAUUGAAAAGAAUCUCGUCAAAACUUUACCCAUAACUAGGUGCCCUGUACAGAAACAAAUCCUGCCUCAGUCCUACAGUAAGGAAACAGAUAGUGCAACAAAUGCUAAUGCUGGUCAUGGAUUAUGGGGAUGUAGUGUAUGCACCCACACUGCAAACACACCUUAAUAAACUGAAUACGUUAUAUAAUUCAUUCUGCCGCUUUGUACCAGAAUGUAAUUACUUUACCCACCACUGUGACAUGUUAAAAGAGCUAAACUGGCUGUCGCUGUAAUCCAGACACACUCUUUCUCUUUCCAGCCUUGUGCAUAUGCAUUUCUGGGAAGCUCCCACCCUACCCGAGUAGAAUGCUCUCCCCAGCUGUUCCCACCUCCUAUAACCUCCGAUCCAGUACUAGCACAAUAUUUAGCAUACCGCAAUACAAAAAUAAAUGGUCUCGAUCCUCCUUUUCCUACUGAGCACCGCAAUUAUGGAAUAACCUCAGGGACACAGUCUAAUCUUCAUUCAAUCUAAAAUCUUUUAAGAGAUCUAUGGCAAUAUACCUCAGCACAGAAUGCUCCCAUCGUGGUUGAAUAUAUUUAUUACCUGAUGUGUAUUAAAUAAAUAAAUAUAUAUAUUGUUUGUCUGUAUAUUGUACCCUAUUGUAACAAUGCAAUGUUUUGUGGACCCAGGACACUUGAAAAUGAAAGAAAUCUCAAUGUAUCCAUCCUGGUAAAAUAUUUUAUAAAUAAAUAAAUUUGAAAGAAAAGAGCAUGUCUUCUUGCAGUGCAAAGUCUAGUUGACAUCUAAUCUCAGAAUAUUUCCAGUAUAUACCUGUAUGUGCCAGACUGACUGGGGCCAAUGUAAUUUAACUCUCUCCCAAUAAAAGCUAUUCUGUCUCCCAGCUCCUCUCCCAGCAUAUCAUUAUAUCAGGCAAGAAGCUGAAGUUAUCGUGGCAGUCACAAACAGCAGCUAUUAGCCAGAAGUGGGACUCCCACCAAUCAGACGCAGAUAAGGACGUGCAUGUCCAAAUACUGAGUAGAAUAUGCUGUUUCAAUUAAUUGCAAUUUGCUGUUCUGAAUAAAUCCUGGUAAUACUUCUCUUGGUAUUCUUUGGAGAAACACACCAAGCAUUCCUCACCCUCUUUCAGGUUUAUGAGAUCCUGUCCUGCACAGCGUAUGGUAAGAGAAAGCACGCAGAGAUUGGCAUUGAGCGAAUGCUAAAGGACGGAAUAUACACAUCGGCAUUCCCACUGCAUGAGGUAAGGGCUGUCACACAAGGCAAGGCUCAACCAUGUCCAUUCCACACCAGUCCCAUAGGGGAUACCACAGACCUGGAUUGGAAGAGAGCCAAGACAAUUCCAUAUUGUUAUAAUUCAGGAAUAGCCAUAUAUUAACAGUUCCAGGGAAUGGUCUUCUUCAAAAAUAUUACUUCAAUGUAUAACAUCAGCACUGACAUUACUACUUUGUACACCUCAUGGAUACACAGCCUUUUUAUAACUAGCUCAACCCAACAAACCAUUGUUCUACAUAGCCCCACCCCCACAGAACCAGGUUCAAUCUAACUCCACCUAUUAAACCUGGUUCUUUAUAGCACUACUUUGCAGGUACGGUUUGAUACCAAUACCUAAAAAAGCUGUUGUUUAUGCUUACAAGUUCCAUGUUCUUUAUAUCUCCACCCCAGAGCUUUGUUUUCUCAGGCUCACUCACCAAACCAUUGCUCUACAUAGCCCCGCCCCCACAGAGCCAUGUUUUCUUUAACUCCACCUACCAAACUUGGUUCUUCACCGCUCUACUUUGCAGAGAUGGUUUCAUAGCCGUAUCUAAUAAAGUUGUUGUUUAUGCUUGCACGUUCCAUGUUUUUUAUAGCUCCACCCCAGAGCUUUGUUCAAUGCUCUACAUUGCUCCACCCCCACAGAGCCGUGUUCUCUCUAAUCACCCAAACAUUGUAAUUCAUAGUACCACUUAUCAGAGCCCUGUUCUUUAUAGGUUUCUCCAGCAAACCCUUGUUCUUUUUAGUUACAACCCACAUAAUUAUUUUUUUACUUCACAUUGUACAACUAUGUUAUGCUUACUUCCACCCUUUCCAUAAAACAGAUACAGAGUUUUAGGUCCUAAACCGAGGGGUUAUGAGCUACACUGCUUCAUUCUGUGCUCUAUUCCUGAAAUUCUAACAUUGAUUUCUUUUCAGGGGCCUUAUGAAAUGCCAGAAUAUAACGUGCCCUCUGGAAGUCUUAAUCCUCGUCAGAUCCUUUUCCAGUACUGGGCUCGCUGGUCCCAAUGGUAUAAAUAUCAGCCUCUGGACCAUAUCCGUGAAUAUUUUGGGGAGAAGGUUGCAAUAUACUUUGCAUGGCUGGGUAUGUUUUACCCUUUCUAAUCCAAACAACCUAACCACUAAUAAACCGCACCAACAGAAGACUGACUGGGUACAGUUUGUUAUCCUUUACAAUUUCUCUACCCAUUCAUUGAUAGUUAGGUAGGAAUCAAGAUCUCAUAUUGUUAAAAAACAGAGAUUUAAUCAUUUGUAGCCUUUUUUUAUUAUUGUACAUCUUGGGAGGUGAAUGGAAGGGACUAAUCAUUAAGGAGCCCAAAUUAUACACAUAAUAAAUACAGUUUCUAAUGCUUUGGUUUUUUACUUUUUUUUAGACCAUAAAAACUCUUAAAAAUAGUUCAACACUAUCACCUCUCAUCCUGCUACCCUCAGGUUUCUGCAGUGCUAGUUUCUGAACUUUGAGUUUCCAUUACAAUUAACCCCUUAAGGACACAACUUCUGGAAUAACAUGGAAUCAUGACGGAAUAUUUCCGUCAUGUGUCCUUAAGGGGUUAAACAUAGGACAGCAAUCUGCAAUAUUUACAUUAUCUAGUGCUGCCCCAAAAUGUGCAUUCCAUAUAACAGGCCAUAAAGAAUCAGUUGGCAAGGGCACCGACUGCUAUACAGGUUGCGAUGACCAUCCACAUACACCAUGACCGCUACUCCAACCAUGCAGUUUAUAAUUUAAUAAUGUGGGUUUACUUACCCUUAAGUCAGCUUAUUUAAAGAGAGCAACCAUUCCAUGCGACCACUCACCUCACCUUAUAUUGUCCUUUUGGGCAGGGUUUUACACGACCUGGCUCCUUCCCGCUGCCAUUGUUGGAUCCGUGGUCUUUAUCUCCGGCCUUCUGACAAUGAAAAGCAACACAGUGGCGUAAGUGUGAGUGGACGCCAAGAGCUGUCCGUCAAAUUAAUCAAUGCGUGAGUACUAAUCUGGACAUUUGUGCCCCUCAGGCAAGAGGUCUGUGAGAGUGGAAAUACUUACCUGAUGUGCCCGCUCUGUGACACAUGCAGCAAUUGGCACAUCUCUGAAAUCUGUCCCAUGGCCAAGGUAUGCAGCAAUUUGUCUGGGUUGAUCCCGGUGAAGUCACAUGGUUUUUCAGAAGUGUAUCUCUUACUUUACUUUCUUGUUCCUCAGGUGGGGUAUUUGUUUGAUCACCCAGGGACAGUCUUCUUCAGCGUCUUCAUGUCCUUCUGGGCAGUAACAUUUCUGGAAUACUGGAAGAGGAAGAAUGCCACAUUGGCUCAUCACUGGGACUGUAUGGACUUCCAGGAAGAAGAGGUUGGGAUCUUCAUAUUUUACUGCUUUUUGAACUUGUGGUUAACAUUUUCUAACUGCAAUGUAAUAUUUAAGGACACAGAGGGUGUUGUUAUUAGAAUCACAUACUUCCAUGGUGCUGGGGAACUGUUCAACACACUUUUUCCUUGUGGUCUCUAUAUCCAGAUCACUCAGUUUCUGCUUAAUUAAUGGUCCACAAAAUCAGUGCGUGUGGGCCUUCUGGGACCUCACAUGCUAUAUAGACAUUAGCCACAGUUUCUGCAGUGACAGACAAGGAAACAGAGAAUGAGAAAUCUGUGUCAAUAGAAGUAGAGAAAAUGUUGCACAUUCUCUGUACAUCACCAGUGAGACUGUGACUUCCUUUAGCUUCACAAGUGGUAUGGACCAAUACUCUACCUCCUGACAUUUCUACACAGGGACAGUUUAAUUUGAUAGGGUGUGGGUGGGGCCAGGGGCAGGGCUAUUCAACACAUUUUAGGUGAUAAGCAUUUAUGAAUUUGAAAAUGUAAUUUAGAACAAGAACAAUGUAUCUUAUUUACGCAGACAGAUUUCUAAACUCAUUUCUGGCAGUUUAAAGACACAUUACUGGGAGUAUUAUUGCUGUGGAGCUCUGUAAUACACUCAGACACAUUACUGGGAGUAUUAUUGCUGUGGGGUUCUGUUAUACACUCAGACACAUUACUGGGAGUAUUACUGCUGUGGAGCUCUAUUAUACACUCAGACACAUUACUGGGAGUAUUAUUGCCGUGGAGCUCUGUUAUACACUCAGACACAUUACUGGGAGUAUUAUUGCAGUAUACACACAUUACUGGGAGUAUUAUUGCUGUGGAGCUCUGUUAUACACUCAGACACAUUACUGGGAGUAUUAUAGCUGUGGAGCUCUGUUAUACACUCAGACACAUUACUGGGAGUAUUAUUGCUGUGGAGCUCUGUUAUACACUCAGACACAUUACUGGGAGUAUUAUUGCUGUGGAGCUCUGUUAUACACUCAGACACAUUACUGGGAGUAUUAUUGCUGUGGAGCUCUGUUAUACACUCAGACACAUUACUGGGAGUAUUAUUGCUGUGGAGCUCUGUUAUACACUCAGACACAUUACUGGGAGUAUUAUUGCUGUGGAGCUCUGUUAUACACUCAGACACAUUACUGGGAGUAUUAUUGCUGUGGAGCUCUGUUAUACACUCAGACACAUUACUGGGAGUAUUAUUGCUGUGGAGCUCUGUUAUACACUCAGACACAUUACUGGGAGUAUUAUUGCUGUGGAGCUCUGUUAUACACUCAGACACAUUAUUGGCAGUAUUAUUGCCGUGGAGCUCUGUUACUGGGAGUAUUAUUACUGUGGAGCUCUGUUAUACACUCAGGCUCACCAACAAUAUGUAGCUCCUAGAAAAGAAGGACAUUAGGAUAAAAAAGAGGGACAGAUGGAUUUGGGUCUAUAACAGGGACACCUGGUCUGGGAGGUAUGCAGUAGUACAGGGAUGGGAAACAUGAUGCAGAGCUAAAGUCUGAUUUCUUCUGCACAUUCCCACUUUAUUGUCUCUACCUAGGAACGUCCUCGGCCUGAGUUUGCAGCUAUGGCUCCACAAAUGGAGCAAAAUCCAGUCACAGGAGUAAAGGAACCAUACUUCCCGAAACGUGACCGCCUGUCCAGGAUCCUGACUGGCUCAAUGGUUAUUGUUAUUAUGGUAAGUACAUGGAAGUGAUUCAAACAGCGUGUAUUCUAUGCAGGAGAAAGCUAGCAUUGGGGACACCGACAGAGGGAGUAAUUGGCCAUCACUGGCAUAGCCAACCAAAGGCAUGACUAUGUCCAGCAGACCCUGCUUAGAAACUCAACUUAAUAUUUUUUGAUUAUUUUUUUGAAUGAUUUUAUAAUAUGGAAAAUAUUUUACUAUUUUUCUUUAACAUUCUAACAUUUUGAAAACUUUUUUUUUUUAAAUCUUUUCCAAAAAAAAUGAAUCAUUUAAAAGAAAUUAAACCGAGACUUAGGUUUUUUUUUUUUUAAUUUAAUGAAUAUGUACAAAUAAAGUUUUGAUUAAUUUCUCUCAUUGUACACAUGUAAACUGCAGCCCAUUAUGCUGUUACUGACUCUUGCGGAUACACAAUUUAGCAAGGGAAUAUGAUUACUUGUGAUGAGUAUGGUGCCCCCUACUGUUUACACAUUUUACUCUCUUGCCAGCUCUGCGUGGUGAUGAUUUUCCUGGUAUCUGUGAUUAUGUAUCGUGGUAUUGUGAGCAUGAUGAUGUAUCACACCGGAAACAGUAUCCUCAUGACACAGGUACGAUCUCUCCAGAAAUACAGUUCUCAUGACACAGUUACGGUCUCUCCACAAAUAGGGUUUUCAUGACACAGUUACGAUCUCUCCAGAAAUACGGUUCUCAUGACGCAGGUAUGAUCUCUCCAGAAAUACUGUUCUCAUGACACAGGUACGGUCUCUCCACAAAUACGGUUUUCAUGAAACAGUUACAAUCUCUCCAGAAAUACGGUUCUCAUGACGCAGGUAUGAUCUCUCCAGAAAUACGGUUCUCAUGACACAGGUACGGUCUCUCCAGAAAUACGGUUUUCAUGAAACAGUUACGAUCUCUCCAGAAAUACGGUUCUCAUGACGCAGGUAUGAUCUCUCCAGAAAUACGGUUCUCAUGACACAGGUACGGUCUCUCCACAAAUACGGUUUUCAUGAAACAGUUACGAUCUCUCCAGAAAUACGGUUCUCAUGACACAGGUACAAUCUCUCCACAAAUACAGUUCUCAUGACACAGGUAGGAUCUCUCCACAAAUAUGGUUCUCAUGACGCAGGUACGAUCUCUCCACAAAUAGGGUUUUCAUGACACAGUUACGAUCUCUCCAGAAAUACGGUUCUCAUGACACAGUUACGAUCUCUCCAGAAAUACGGUUCUCAUGACGCAGGUACAGUCUCUCCACAAAUACGGUUUUAAUGACACAGUUACGAUCUCUCCAGAAAUAUGGUUGUGUGAGGGGCAAAUAAGGCCGUAUAGGCAGUAAAAGGGAAACAAGUCGGUUGAGGUGUGCCGGAACCGACGUCGUGGUAGGCCUGUAAUAAAAGAGGGCAAAAAUUGGGUACCUGAAAAACAAUCAACAAGACCUAAUUGCCUAGCGGUAUGGUAAAUGCCGAGUGAGGGAAAUUGUUACCCAGUACUUUAACCGGCACUCUUAAUUGUGCAAGGGGAAGUAAGGUAUAUUGAACGUGUUGGCCCCCCUAGGGUAGACUAAAUGUGGGGUAGAGAAGGUAAUCAGUAGACUGCAUGAAUAGGUGAGACUUCCUAAGAAACUGCUGCAAGAAGGACGUGGUGGCUGUGUGAAAGUAUGUGAGACCCAAGAAGCAGGAAUAGUGGCUCAACAACUAGAUUACAUAGUUUAAGUGACUAGUUCCCACCAAGUACAAAAACGGUUGAUCCAAAAGAAGGUGAAAAAACCCAGUUUGAAGCGCUGCCAAUUUGCAUCAAGCUGGGAAAAAAUUCCUUCUUGACCCUAAAAUGGCAGUCAGAUUUCCUUGGAUCAAGCAGUUAUUUCCCUGCAUUGAAAGUUGACGCCCGGUUCGUAGUGACAGGCAUUUAAUAAUUCUGAUAGUGAAUGAGAUACUUGGAUGUUGAUGUGAAAUCUGUAAAUUUGAAAUUCCCUGGAACCUAAAACGCCUUGAGUAUGCCAAUAGUCUGGGAUGAGGAUAUGAAACUGCGUAUGAAUGGCAAACCUGUACAACAUGUGUAGUUGUGAACCGGAUAGGUAGAGAUGAUGCAAGUUAAAAGUGGCAACAAAAAAAAAGCAAAACCAAAAUGCAGACAACAUAGCAACAGGAACAGUAACGGUACACGCGAAGAAGGAGCCCCCGAAAGGUGCUGGAAGCCUGGAUCGGAAACCAGCCAAAAAGGCAGAUGCCAGUUACCCCAAACAGGAGGCGAAACGGAGAAGAGUGAAACUCGGGGGCCCCCACCAGCAACAGCGAUACCUGUGGAGUGCGGACUGAGAGCUCAGCUGUCCGAAAGGCUGCCGGGUGGGGGGGAGGAAAGGGACUCGCGAGAACCGUAGCAAAGCAAGGAAAAAAGGUAGGAGUAGCCAAAACACCACAGCGCGAAGGGUACCAGACCAAGCCAGAGAGCCCAGGCGGACGAUACCACGCCAACGCCUAGCAGCGGAGACCUGCUAGAAAAAGAGACGAAUAGGCAGCGCAUAAGCGACCCAAUGCGUGUGUGUGUGGGUAUGUGAAUGUGUGCUGGAAUACUAGCUAAUACCAAAAGGCGAAGCAAUUAAAAACUAGGUGUGGUGACAGGUGAGGCCCUGCUAGAUGCCAAGCGGCCACUGAACAUUGUGGAGGGGUGUUGGCCUCUUGCUGACAGUUAAACAUAAGAUAGAAUGGGAGUGACAGGUGAGGCCCUCCCUAUGCCACAAUGCGAGGCGACUAACUAUGAUUUGGCCCGAGGGCCCUCAGAGUAUGAGGAUGGGUGUUGGCCUCGCGGGACCACUAACCUAAGGCGAAGAAGCCGAGGGGGAAUUACCAACUAGUGGACAGCUAGGACCCUGACAGCCAGCCACAGCUAACUAAGAGGGGAGGGAAGGUAGCGUGAGAGGAUAGAUUUGCUGUAUGUGUAUCAAGAACGUGAGUGUGAACGAGGAAACACCGCAGAGCUGACCAUAACCAAAAACAGAGCAAGCAUGUCAGUGUCCAGGCGGACGGCUGAAAGGAGCGAGCCCGGCAGUAGGUAACAAAACAGAGUUGGUGUAAACCCCAGGGGGGGUCACGAGACCGAGUGUGAGAGCGUGCGCGGGCGUGCUGGCAUACUAGCUAAGCCAAAAGGCAAAACAAUUAAAAACUAGGUCUGGUGACAGGUGAGGCCCUGCUAGAUGCCAAGCGGCGUGAGAGGCUCUAUCUAUGCAUUGGCGCGAGGGGAUAAUGUGGCCACCAAACGUUGUGGCUGGGUGUUGGCCUCUCAGUGACAGUUAAACAUAAGAUAGAAUGGGAGUGACAGGUGAGGCCCUCCCUAUGCCACAAUGCUAGGCGACUAGCUAUGAUUUGGCCUGAGGGGUGUAGUACCUCCGAGUAUGAGGAUGGGUGUUGGCCUCGCGGGACCACUAACCUAAGGCAAAGAAGCCGAGGGGGAAUUACCAACUAGUGGACAGCUAGGACCCUGACAGCCAGCAACAGCUAACUAAGAGCGGAGGGUAACGAGUGAGAUAGGGGAUGCACAGUGAGUGAAAAGAAAGAGGGUACGGGGUACGAGGAAGAAUCGUAGGGUCGACCGUAAAUGGAGGGCAGAGUGAGCCUGUCGGAGCCCAGGCGGUCAGUUUGAAAGGAGCAAGCCCGGCAAUAGGUAAUAAAAUCCGUGUUGGUGUAAAACCACGGGGGCUCGUGAGAUCCAGUGCGACUGUGUGGGGUAUGAGGGAGAAUCGUAGGGGCUGACCGUAACUGGAGAGCAGAGUGGUCAGGCCGUAGGGGUACACAAGGGAAAUAGGAACAGAAAGUGCAUGCGCGCAUAUAGCUCACAGGUCUCGUAAGGGCCAGAGCACGUUCCCGGUAACAAAAACAUAGCGCUCCUUCUGGAAAAUAACAUGGUUAUGUCGGGCAGACAUGGCCCAUCCAAGCAAAAACAAAAACAAAGCCCGAAAGCUAAACGCAGGACAGACUCUGUGACCGGACCAAAACCGCUUGUUAGCAGCAACCACGUAGCUUAAGACAGCGUAAUGAAGGGUAGGGAACGAAACUUGAACGAGAUAAACCCUCUAAUUUUUUUUAUUUACUUAUUUAUUUUUAUUAAUUAAUCGCAUAUGGGGGUGGAGGGGGGGGGAGAGGGUGGAGAGAGAGGUACACCAGAAUUAGCUGGCAUUAUAUAAUCAACAAUAACUACAGGGCCAGAUUACAGUGUACUCGCACAGUGUCAAAAGGAAAAGGCAGUGGAGACACCGAGGGGAUUAAUUACUAAACCGUGAACUGUAGUGAAAACAAAGUAGCACUUAAACAGCAUUUGAGAGUUGCCAUUUAGAAGCAGACUGGAACUGCACAUCUGGAGGUACUAGGCACCAAGAUAAAACAAUUAAUGAAUAUCCAGCCAAAAGUUCCUGGGAGGUGUUCCAGGGCAUGGUGUAACCAAGGAACCGUGGCCAAGCAGGAAAUGGGUCUGCCGAGAUUCACCUUUGUGAAAAUCAAUGGCAGAAGAAAUACAAAUGUAUGCAUACAGUACCUGAGCAGUAUGCUUUGGGAAAACAGCCCCUAAUUAAUAACCCCCCUCUUACACCAUCAGACAUUAGCUAUCAGUUGUGACCGCGGAGGCGAGCAUCGCCGCAGCAGAGCCGAACCUUCCCCCCAGAGUCAUGGCCGACGGGGGCGGCGCGACACAAUUUCCAAAGCGACCAAUACAUGCACACCCGCAGACCACCACUACCUGCCCACAAGAACCACAGGAAGCAGGACGCCCGCGGAGGCCAACUAGAAUCGCACCGGACAGCAAGAGAGGGAGCCGAGCCUCAGGAGGACUGCGGACAAACGAGCAGCUGAGCCACGAGGACCAGGUAAGGGGGAGGAAUGACGGCCGGAAAUGGCGACAUGCGAGUCGCUGAAAAACGUACGGGACCUGGGAAGGUGAGUAGGGGGGUUUAAAUAGGUACCAUGCCCCUCCCACAACUGCAGGCCAAGCCUUAACAUUUCUCAUGACAGAGGUACAAUCUCUACACAAAUAGGGUUUUCAUGACACAGUUACAAUCUCUCCAGAAAUACGGUUCUCGUGACACAGGUACAAUCUCUUCACAAAUACAGUUCUCAUGACAGAGGUACGAUCUCUCCACAAAUAGGGUUUUCAUGACACAGUUACGAUCACUCCAGAAACACGGUUCUCAUGACACAAAUACGAAAAGUUGCUGAUCUCUACACUAACAGAGGUGGUGUGCCAUAUAGUCACCUGUCUAUAUUAUGUACACUCCUUUCUGCCCAUUAACAGAGUGCUACUGAUGCUCUUCAGGAACUCAUUAAAAGCAAAGACAGAAACAUUUAUUUUUAAUAAUAAAUGGCUGCUUUAAGUAAUAUUAAAAAUCACUAAUAUACCCCUGUCCCCUCCAACAAAUGUUCAUAUUACAGAUGCAGAGUUUUAUCUCCCAAAGUCCACCCUUAGCAUUGGUAGUACGAUUCGCAUUAUAUAGGUAUAAUCACACCACCAGCAUCCGUAUGAUAACAAGUAUGGUCAUGAUACAGGUAUGAUCACAUCAAACUCAGCUUCAGUAUGAUACAGGUAUGAUCACACCUUAAUAUGUAUCCUCAUGAUACAGGUAUGAUCACACCUUAAUAUGUAUCCUCAUGAUACAGGUAUGAUCACACCUUAAUAUGUAUCCUUAUGAUACAGGUAUGAUCACACCUUAAUAUGAAUCCUCAUGAUCCAGGUAUGAUCACACCUUAAUAUGUAUCCUCAUGAUACAGGUAUGAUCACACCUUAAUAUGUAUCCUCAUGAUACAGGUAUGAUCACACCUUAAUAUGUAUCCUCAUGAUCCAGGUAUGAUCACACCUUAAUAUGUAUCCUCAUGAUACAGGUAUGAUCACACCUUAAUAUGUAUCCUCAUGAUACAGGUAUGAUCACACCUUAAUAUGUAUCCUCAUGAUACAGGUAUGAUCACACCUUAAUAUGAAUCCUCAUGAUACAGGUAUUAUCACACGUUAAUAUGUAUCCUGAUGAUACAGGUAUGAUCACACCUUAAUAUGUAUCCUGAUGAUACAGGUAUGAUUCCGCAAACACCAUUCUCAUCACGUUGAUAUGACAAAUUUUACAGGAAGUGAGCGAAUUUUGGCAUUUUGAGAUGUUUCUGGUAAUCUGGUUAUUCUCGAUUUGUUAUGUGGUUUCAGGCUGGCAAUAUAGCGAAUAUCAGCAGUACAAUGGUAAACCUGGUGCUUAUCCUCUUGAUGAGUCAGGUGUACACGUCAUUAGCGGAAAAGCUCACGCGUUGGGGUAAGUACUUUCCUUGUAAAAUGUUGCAUUUUUGUUACUUUGUAUCAUUUACCCCACGCAUUCUAUUGUGAGUGUCAGAGGCAUGGAAUGCAUUGCCCUGCAUCACAUUGCCAUUCGCUUGGUGUAUAAGAGGUAUCAGGAAGAUUUAUGUGGAUGUAUCAGUCAUUGGCUCAUUUUAGGCAACUAGACCACUUAAAGGACCACUAUAGGCACCCAGACCACUUCAGCUUAAUGAAGUGGUCUGGGUGUCAGGUCCAGCUUGGUUUAACCCUUUUUGCUGUAAACAUAGCAGUUUCAGAGAAUUUAAAUAGAAAUAGCAACAUUCAUGUAAACAUUAGGGUUAACCCAGCCUCUAUUGGCUGUCUCAUUGACAGCCGUUAGAGGUGCUUCCGCGCUUCUCACUGUGAUUUUUUACAGUGAGAAGACCCCAUCGUCCAUAGGAAAGCAUUGAGAAUGCUUUCCUAUGAGACUGGCUGAAUGCACGCGCAUGCGCGUGCAUUCAGCCGAUGACGGAAGAAGAGGGAGAAGAGUCCCCAGCGCCGAGGGAGGUGGAAAAAAGGUAAGGGAUUAACCCCUUACUCCCCCUUCAGCGCCACGGGAGUGGGACCCUGAGGGUGGGGGCACCCUCAAGGCAACAUAGUGCCAGGAAAACGAGUAUGUUUUCCUGGCACUAUAGACUAGUCGUCCUUUAAUCUUAAUGAAGUGGUGCAUCCUUUCCUUCUAGCUCUGCAAUUGAAAACAGCAUUUUGUAGCAUCGUCGAUGUCUUCUUUGCAGAGUUAAACACAGCUUUAGUAGUUGUCUUCCUGACAGCCUCUAGAGUUGCUUUAACUAGAAUAACUGUGUCAGACUCGGUUAUUCAAUAAAUAAUUCUCAGAGAAAGCAUUUGAUAGGAUGAGAAGCAAGAAGACGUCAGCAUGCUUGCGGACAGAAAUGGGUCGGGCGGCUGCAAAGGAGGUAUAUCGACGGUGAAAACACUUAAUAGCAGGGAACUUAUAGUCCUGAAAAACUAAUAUUGUUAAAUGAGAUAUAGAAAUACAAAUUGAGGAAUAGGUCAAGGAGUCUAGAAGUCAGGAUAUGACAGUGUGACUAUAAGGAGCAAGCAACCGCCAAUCUAUAGAGUGGAGCACAUCAAAUGGUGUGUAUAUACAUUAAAACACCUACCCCUAAUUGGUGGACAGCAAAUAUUGUUUGGUGUCCUAAAAAAAGAGGAAAAUCUCUAAUGUGCAGGUAACUUUAGAUCUUUUAGAACCCUUCUGAGCCCAAUAUGACAGGCUUAGGUCGUGCUCGUAGUAGUGUACUUCGGUGACACAAUCCCCCUUCCAGAUUCUGUGAUGUAUACUCUCAAAAAGGCAAAAGUGGAGAAAUAGGAGAUAAUACUCCUAGUGUUAUACAGUUAACUCCCAGGUAGCUUUGCUGGAGCCCAAGGUACCUGGCUCUAGGUAUAUUAACAAUUGUGCCUAUUAAGGUGGCACAGCCGUUCCUUUGUAAGCAGUCAGUUGGGAAGUUUGAAGGACCCUUACAGUGAUUUAUUUGAAAAAUAAAACAUAAAUAAAACAACAAAUAGUAAUAAAAUCAGCAAAGUGCUUCAAAGUCGGACUAAGGAGCUGUGUCAGAAAGUACUCUAGAAUGAGAAAUAGGGUCAAUAUGUUUCCCACAAUGGUUCACAGACUAGUCAGGAGCCGUGACAAAUAAUGCAACGGGUUCUAUAUUUUCCUGGCAACCGAUUGGCUACGACGUCUGGCAAUAUAAUAUUUUUUAAUGUCUGGACAAAAAAAAGAUUUAAUUUCAAUGUUACUUCCCAGUCCUUCCAGUUAUAUUUUAAACCAUGGCAGCCAUUCAUAAUGACUUCUCCAAAUGGAAGAGCACAGGCUCCAUUGGUAAAUAAUCCACUUUGUGCCUCUCCUGGAGAGAUGCAUUAAAAUGAGAUAACUCAGAGAAUGUACACUCCAGCUCUACGUUAUUUUAUGUCUUUACCUCUGAGGGCGUUUAUUCACUAAACACUGAGUUGUGAAUUGAAAGCCAAACUAUUGUCUUAAAAUAACCCAGCUGUGGCUAAAGCAGAGUUGGCAAGUUUUAAAAAUCAAAAAUCAUUUUGCAUGAAUGUUGCUAUUUCUAUUUAAAUGCCCUGCAAUUCACAGUUUGGGAAUAACUGCCUGCGCACGUCAGCGCCGUGCAAUCAGCUAGGUCCACAAUACGUGGGUCAAUUAACGAUACAUUUUACAAGGAGAACUUUAACAUUUACUAUUAUCCGCCUUGUAAGUGAAAUGAAAGUAGCAGAUAUUUAAAAUCUCUCUCACCUCUGUAUAAGCACACAUUUCCACUAGUUAGCUGUGGCUGUCUGAUCAUGGUGUGAAAAUGAAAGAUAUAUCACAGGUUAGUGUUGUAUUUCACACACGGUGUCUAUUUGCCAGCAGUGCAGGAAGAUUCCAUGAGAUUACCAAUUAUUCAUGGCACCAACCUAUUCCACAGCGCAGGACACAUUGACUAAAGGGAAUAAUAACAGAAGCUAAUAAUAAAAAGCUAGACGUACAACAUGAAGAGGAAACUCAAUAGGGUAUGUCUUGAUAGCUGGGCUCACAGCUUGCAAUCUUCAGGAUGUUACCCUGAUAUUGGCCACCACUGCAGCUGUGGUAGUCCAAGCGACAAGCUUCUUUAUGACAGACUGAACUUUUAUUUACAAUUAACUCUACCAUAAUAAGGUCAUAGUAUGAAUAUACAAGCCUGAUAUGAAUUAAAAUGAUAAUAAAGAAUGCCUUUAUUUCUAAAAAAAACAGCUCCUUAAUAAUUCCUGAAUCAAAGCACACAGUGCUAUAUACAGAGAUUAAUGGGUUCUUUCUGUGUCCCUAGAAAUGCAUGACACACGGUUUCUAAUACAGAGAUUAAAGGGUCACUGGAGAUGCUUUGCAGAUUGUACAUUUCAUUUUUUUUUUUUUUAAAGCUUUUUUUGAAGAAAGAAAAAAUAUACACAAAUGGUCUGAGUAGAAGCCUACACAGGCAAUGCAACAGUGUGUAAGAUAGCUGAACAGACACACAGUGUGUGAAACAAAGGGUUCACCGUGUUUCCAGUAAUGCACUAUACGCAGUUUCUUAUAGUGAGAUCAAGAAUUUAUCUUUGCGUUCCCAGUAAUGCGUUUUAACGCAGUAUCUUGUAGCGAGAUCAAGAAAUAUUUUUUGCGUUCCCUGUAAUGCAUUAUACGCAGUAUCUUAUAGCGAGAUCAAGAAUUUAUCUGUGCGUUCCCAGUAAUGCAUUAUACGCAGUAUCUUAUAGCGAGAUCAAGAAUUUAUCUUUGCGUUCCCAGUAAUGCAUUAUACGCAGUAUCUUAUAGCGAGAUCAAGAAUUUAUCUUUGCGUUCCCAUGAAUGCAUUAUACGCAGUUUCUUAUAGCGAGAUCAAGAAUUUAUCUUUGUCUUCCCAGUAAUGCAUUAUACGCAGUAUCUUAUAGCGAGAUCAGGAAUUUAUCUUUGCGUUCCCAGUAAUGCAUUAUACACAGUAUCUUAUAACGAGAUCAAGAAUAUAUCUUUGUGUUCCCAGAAAUGCAUCGCACGCAGUCCCUCCAUGAAGACGCUUUUACCUUUAAGGUUUUCAUCUUCCAGUUUGUGAAUUUCUACUCGUCCCCGUUCUAUGUGGCGUUCUUCAAAGGCAGGUGAGCUGGGCCGAGCAUUUAACCUCUAGAACUCAGUGUGGGAGGAAUUUGCAUCUCUAUGGCUGGGUGUUACAGAAUGGCCUGUACCUCUAUCAUUGAGCUUGUAUCAAAGUUGGCAUGCAGUCCAAUCUAUUCAAUGGAUGCAAUGGCCAGGAACAAAGGGGCAAUUUAAUAUAUUAAUUAAUGGCAGGGCCAGGGUGUGGAAAUGGUUUAACAAUCUAUUUGUGACUAUAAAGGAAUCCUGAUCUACUUGUCCUGCCACACAAUGUAAUUCCAGAUUAUGGCCCCUGCCUAGAACCCUACACACAGACAAGGCUAUUCACUUAACGCCACAUUUUCACAAAGGAAAAACUGAGAUUAAAAAGAACUGAUCUGGAAACAUUCUCCAAACCAGUUACUCACAACUUUUUUUUCCCUCGGAUUCAAUUUGUGAAAAUUCUGAGUUUUGUGAAUUAGUCUGAGAGUCACACCAUCUGUGUCUUCCCCAUAGUGUGUAAUGACUGCAUGUAAUAUGUGUGUGUAGGCAGUGUGUAAUGUGUGUGGUGUGUGCUGGCAGUUUGUUGUACUUGUGAGGAUUGUGUAACGUGCAGACUGCAUGUAAUGUGUGUGUGGUAUGUGCUGGCUGUGUGUGAUGUUUGCUGGCUAUAUGUAAAGUGUGUAUUUUGUAUGUGGUAUGCACAGGCAAUGUGUAAUGUGUAAGUGAUGAGUACUGGCGGUGUGUAAUGUGUAAGUGGUGAGUACUUGCGGUGUGUAAUGUGUAAGUGGUGAGUGUUUGCGGUGUGUAAUGUGUGAGUGGUGAGUGUUUGCGGUGUGUAAUGUGUAAGUGGUGAGUGCUUGCGGUGUGUAAUGUGUAAGUGGUGAGUAGUUGCGGUGUGUAAUGUAUAAGUGGUGAGUAGUUGCGGUGUGUAAUGUGUAAGUGGUGAGUGCUUGCGGUGUGUAAGUGGUGAGUGCUUGCGGUGUGUAAUGUGUGAGUGGUGAGUGCUUGCGGUGUGUAAUGUGUGAGUGGUGAGUGCUUGCGGUGUGUAAUGUGUAAGUGGUGAGUGCUUACGGUGUGUAAUGUGUAAGUGGUGAGUAGUUCUUGAUUGUGUAAUGUAUAAGUGGUGGUAAUUUACUUGAUUAUUGUAAUGUGUAAGUGGUGAGAGUGCUUGCGGUGUGUAAUGUGUGAAGUGGUGAGGAGUGCUUUGUGAUUGUGUAAUGUUUAGUGGUGGUGAGGAGAUUAGCACUUGCUUGAUUGUGUAAUGUGUAAGUGGUGAGUGCUUGCUUGAUUGUGUAAUGUGUAAGUGUGUGGUGAGGUGCUUGCGAUUGUGUGUGCUUGUAAUGUGUGAGUGGUGAGUGCUGUGAUUGUGUAAUGUGUGAGUGGUGAGGUGCUUACUUGAUUGUGUAAUGUGUGUAAGUGGUGAGUGCUGAUUGUGUGUAAUGUGUGUAAGUGGUGAGGAUCAGUUCUUGAUUGUGUAAUGUAUAAGAAGUGGUGAGUAGUUGGGUGUGUAAUGUAUAGGAGAAGUGGUGAGUAGUUGCGUGUGUAAUGUGUAGAGUGGUGGGGAAUGGGUUGCGGUGUGUAAUGUGUAAGUGGUGAGUGCUUGCGGUGUGUAAUGUGUAAGUGGUGAGUGCUUGCGGUGUGUAAUGUUUUAGUGGUGAGUGCUUGCGGUGUGUAAUGUGUAAGUGGUGAGUGCUUGCGGUGUGUAAUGUGUAAGUGGUGAGUGCUUACGGUGUGUAAUGUGUGAGUGGUGAGUGCUUGCGGUGUGUAAUGUGUGAGUGGUGAGUGCUUGCGGUGUGUAAUGUGUGAGUGGUGAGUGCUUGCGGUGUGUAAUGUGUAAGUGGUGAGUACUUGCGGUGUGUAAUGUGUGAGUGCAGUGUGUUUGUCCCCCGCUCCCACCCGAUAACUGGUGGUCCAGCAGGGGUUAAGACUUCCUGGUGGUUUAGUGGGAGGUAAAGUCUUUUGUGGUGUAGUUGAGGAGCAUGUGAUCUGCACCAGUCGGGAAUUCCAGUGGCUGCACUCUGACACAUUAGGGAAUGCCAGAACCUCAAGGGAGCGAUAACUGUGGUCUGCACCAGUCGGAGAUGCAGACCACGAGUUCCAAGCUCCGGCCCUGAUCCCUGAUGCCCUUUGUAGUAUAAGAAACAAUCUGCCUUUUCGGCGGCCAGCAGGUGUCGGGUCUUUGGUAAUAGGAAUCCCACAUCUUGAAUGGAUCCAGUAUGCUAGUUCUGGUCUUUAUCAGAAUAAUAAAGUGGCCCUGCAUUCCUCCUUAUUAUUUGUUAAAAGAACCCUUUACAUUUUAUCCCUUUUAUAAUAAUAUAUGAUAUGGAACCAGGAAUACAAGGGCACUUUAUUACAUUGAUUAAGCCAAAAGAAAAAAAGUGUCUUCUAGGAUUUAAUACACAGUUAGAUAUUAAACAACCGGUAAACUUUUUCCAACUCACUUAUUUUCCUGUAAAGAACGACGAUGGGAUGAUGCUUUAGGAAAUAAUAGGAGUCACAUGAUGUGUGAGAUACUGGUGUUACCGUUAAUGAUCUGAGAUAUAAAGCGGAUUAUGUAGAGGUGAUUUCUUCAGUUAAGACAAUGACUGAGAAAUCCGUGUCUCAGUCCAUUUUAACACAGAUUUUGAUGUCAACUGAAUCCAUUUGUUCCUUCAUUAUGUUAGUUCCCUAUCUAGGAGCUCACAUUAUCCUUGCUGUGUUUGCAGCUCAGUCACUACCAUGUAUGCUGGAAGGCAGUGCAAUGUUUCUACAACUCUUUAUGAAAAAUAUAUAUUUCCUGAUGUCGCCAAUAAAUCUCCUCCUCCUUUGCAAAAUUUCAAAAGUACUUAUCCAAUUGUACUUUGACUUGUUGAAGAAUUUCUAUCAUUACCUUCCACGCUGCACAUGCUGAAUCUAUCUCUCCCUCUGACAGGUUUGUGGGCUACCCUGGCCAGUAUGGCAAACUCCUGGGCAUGAGAAAUGAGGAUGUGAGUACCAAUGGCUACCUGAGCUGCAACAUUCCAUUCAGCUACAGUAUAUUAGGGCAACUGACACGAACACUAAGCAGCGCGAGUAUAUCCAGCAUUUAAGUAUUUAAAGGGACAUUAGGAAGGUACACAUUCUAACUGACAACCAUCUACCAACAAUCUGAAUAUGAACAGAUUGCAACAAAUUAAUCGAACAGUUUCAUCUCUAUGGCCAAUUCUAUAACAGAUAUAACAGUCUGUUCCUUUGGUGUAGCCGAUGCCUGUCGAAUUUUCCUGCCCUAAUUAUAUUGAUAUCAGGCCCUGCAUGAGAACAAUAGGCUACAAAACAAUUCAAUCAGCAGCUAAACUGAAAUGGAGGAGACUGGUAAAUGCAAACGAGAGCCGAGUGUGGGAUCCGAGCUACAUUAUAACCCACAGACUGUCACCAAUCCGUCAGUAACUUUCUAUAGAAGUGUUGCAGCCUUUGCCAUAUUUCUUGGUGUUUACUUGAGAGUUUGAGAGUUUGUGUCUGCCCAUGUUAGUUAGCAGUAAGGAGAAUUAACACAAAUCCUACCUAUUUGUGUUGUGGUUUUGCCGGUCGAUUAGGCAGCUGAAGGUGAUACAGUGGUGCUUCAUAUUUAAUGGAUAACAUUCUUCUAACUUGGAGGAUAAUUAAUGUUCCCAUUAUUUGGGUUUAUGUUUGUGUAAUUCCUUAUUCUCCACCAUUUAUCUCUCCUGCAGUGUGGUCCAGGCGGAUGUCUUAUUGAACUUGCUCAACAGCUCUUCAUAAUAAUGGUUGGAAAACAGAUUGUCAGCAAUAUCCAGGAAUUCAUUAUCCCGUAAGUACAGAAGAGGGGAUCUAUAUUAAACAUUAUUAUUGACAUUUGUGGAGCGCCAAACUUAUUCCAUUAUUAUAUUACUAAGGGGGAAAUUUAACAAUAAAUCAGACAAUUACAAGAAAAAUUGGCUGAUGAUGUCCCUGCUACAUUACCCCAUCUUACAGAACAGGGGAUCUAUAGUACACAGUACACCAUAUCACAGAACAGGGGAUCUAUAGUAAACCGUACACCAUCUCACAGAACAGGGGAUCUAUAGUAAACCGUACACCAUCUUACAGAACAGGGGAUCUAUAGUAAACAGUACCCCAUCUCACAGAACAGGAGAUCUAUAGUAAACAGUACCCCAUCUCACAGAACAGGAGAUCUAUAGUAAACCGUACACCAUCUCACAGAACAGGGGAUCUAUAGUAAACAGUACACCAUCUCACAGAACAGGGGAUCUAUAGUAAACCGUACACCAUCUCACAGAACAGGGGAUCUAUAGUAAACAGUACCCCAUCUCACAGAACAGGAGAUCUAUAGUAAACCGUACACCAUCUUACAGAACAGGGGAUCUAUAGUAAACCGUACACCAUCUUACAGAACAGGGGAUCUAUAGUAAACCGUACACCAUCUUACAGAACAGGGGAUCUAUAGUAAACAGUACACCAUCUUACAGAACAGGGGAUCUAUAGUAAACAGUACCCCAUCUCACAGAACAGGAGAUCUAUAGUAAACCGUACACCAUCUUACAGAACAGGGGAUCUAUAGUACACCGUACACCAUCUCACAGAACAGGGGAUCUAUAGUAAACCGUACACUAUAUCACAGAACAGAGGAUCUAUAGUAAACAGUACACCAUCUCACAGAACAGGGGAUCUAUAGUAAACCGUACACCAUCUCACAGAACAGGGGAUCUAUAGUAAACCGUACACCAUCUCACAGAACAGGGGAUCUAUAGUAAACAGUACACCAUCUCACAGAACAGGGGAUCUAUAGUAAACAGUACACCAUCUCACAGAACAGGAGAUCUAUAGUAAACCGUACACCAUCUCACAGAACAGGAGAUCUAUAGUAAACCGUACACCAUCUCACAGAACAGGGGAUCUAUAGUAAACAGUACACCAUCUCACAGAACAGGGGAUCUAUAGUAAACAGUACACCAUCUCACAGAACAGGGGAUCUAUAGUAAACAGUACACCAUCUCACAGAACAGGGGAUCUAUAGUAAACAGUACACCAUCUCACAGAACGGGAUCUAUAGUAAACAGUACACCAUCUCACAGAACAGGGGAUCUAUAGUAAACAGUACCCCAUCUCACAGAACAGGGGAUCUAUAGUAAACGUACACCAUCUCACAGAACAGGGGAUCUAUAGUAAACAGUACACCAUCUCACAGAACAGGGGAUCUAUAGUAAACAGUACACCAUAUCACAGAACAGGGGAUCUAUAGUAAACCGUACACCAUCUCACAGAACAGGGGAUCUAUAGUAAACCGUACACCAUCUCACAGAACAGGGGAUCUAUAGUAAACAGUACACCAUCUCACAGAACAGGGGAUCUAUAGUAAACAGUACACCAUCUCACAGAACAGGGGAUCUAUAGUAAACCGUACACCAUCUCACAGAACAGGGGAUCUAUAGUAAACCGUACACCAUAUCACAGAACAGGGGAUCUAUAGUAAACCGUACACCAUCUCACAGAACAGGGGAUCUAUAGUAAACCGUACACCAUCUCACAGAACAGGGGAUCUAUAGUAAACAGUACACCAUCACAGAACAGGGGAUCUAUAGUAAACCGUCACAGAACAGGGGAUCUAUAGUAAAUAUCACAGAACAGGGGAUCUAUAGUAAAUAGUAAACAGUACCCCAUCUCACAGAACAGGGGAUCUAUAGUAAACAGUACACCAUCAUAUCACAGAACAGGGGAUCUAUAGUAAACAGUAUCUAUAGUAAACACCAUCUCACAGAACAGGGGAUCUAUAGUAAACAGUACCCCAUAUCACAGAACAGGGGAUCUAUAGUAAACAGUACCCCAUCUCACAGAACAGGGGAUCUAUAGUAAACCGUACACCAUCUCACAGAACAGGGGAUCUAUAGUAAACCGUACACCAUCUUACAGAACAGGGGAUCUAUAGUAAACAGUACACCAUCUCACAGAACAGGGGAUCUAUAGUAAACAGUACCCCAUCUCACAGAACAGGGGAUCUAUAGUAAACAGUACCCCAUCUCAUAGAACAGGGGAUCUAUAGUAAACCGUACACCAUCUCACAGAACAGGAGAUCUAUAGUAAACAGUACCCCAUCUCCCAGAACAGGAGAUCUAUAGUAAACCGUACACCAUCUCACAGAACAGGGGAUCUAUAGUAAACCGUACACCAUCUUACAGAACAGGGGAUCUAUAGUAAACUGUACACCAUCUCACAGAACAGGGGAUCUAUAGUAAACAGUACACCAUCUCACAGAACAGGGGAUCUAUAGUACACAGUACACCAUCUCACAGAACAGGGGAUCUAUAGUACACAGUACACCAUCUCACAGAACAGGGGAUCUAUAGUAAACAGUACACUAUAUCACAGAACAGGGGAUCUAUAGUAAACAGUACACCAUCUCACAGAACAGGGGAUCUAUAGUAAACAGUACACCAUAUCACAGAACAGGGGAUCUAUAGUAAACCGUACACCAUCUCACAGAACAGGGGAUCUAUAGUAAACAGUACACCAUCUCACAGAACAGGGGAUCUAUAGUAAACCGUACACCAUCACACAGAACAGGGGAUCUAUAGUAAACAGUACACCAUCUCACAGAACAGGGGAUCUAUAGUAAACAGUACACCAUAUCACAGAACACGGGAUCUAUAGUAAACAGUACCCCAUCUCACAGAACAGGAGAUCUAUAGUAAACCGUACACCAUCUUACAGAACAGGGGAUCUAUAGUAAACCGUACACCAUCUUACAGAACAGGGGAUCUAUAGUAAACCGUACCCCAUCUCACAGAACAGGGGAUCUAUAGUAAACUAUACACCAUCUCACAGAACAGGGGAUCUAUAGUAAACAGUACACUAUAUCACAGAACAGGGGAUCUAUAGUAAACCGUACACCAUCUCACAGAACAGGGGAUCUAUAGUAAACAGUACACCAUCUCACAGAACAGGGGAUCUAUAGUAAACUGUACACCAUCUUACAGAACAGGGGAUCUAUAGUAAACUGUACACCAUCUCACAGAACAGGGGAUCUAUAGUAAACAGUACACCAUCUCACAGAACAGGGGAUCUAUAGUAAACCGUACACCAUAUCACAGAACAGGAGAUCUAUAGUAAACCGUACACCAUAUCACAGAACAGGGGAUCUAUAGUAAACAGUACACCAUCUCACAGAACAGGAGAUCUAUAGUAAACAGUACCCCAUCUCCCAGAACAGGGGAUCUAUAGUAAACCGUACACCAUCUCACAGAACAGGGGAUCUAUAGUAAACAGUACACCAUCUUACAGAACAGGGGAUCUAUAGUAAACCGUACAACAUCUUACAGAACAGGGGAUCUAUAGUAAACUGUACACUAUAUCACAGAACAGGGGAUCUAUAGUAAACAGUACACCAUCUCACAGAACAGGGGAUCUAUAGUAAACAGUACACCAUCUCACAGAACAGGGGAUCUAUAGUAAACCGUACACUAUCUCACAGAACAGGGGAUCUAUAGUAAACAGUACACCAUCUCACAGAACAGGGGAUCUAUAGUAAACCGUACACUAUAUCACAGAACAGGGGAUCUAUAGUAAACCGUACACCAUCUCACAGAACAGGGGAUCUAUAGUAAACCGUACACCAUCUCACAGAACAGGGGAUCAAUAGUAAACCGUACACCAUCUCACAGAACAGGGGAUCUAUAGUAAACAGUACACCAUCUCCCAGAACAGGGGAUCUAUAGUAAACCGUACACUAUAUCACAGAACAGGGGAUCUAUAGUAAACCGUACACUAUAUCACAGAACAGGGGAUCUAUAGUAAACAGUCACAGAACAAGGGGAUCUAUAGUAAACAGUACACCAUCUCACAGAACAGGGGAUCUAUAGUAAACAUACACCAUCUCACAGAACAAGGAUCUAUAGUAAACGGUACACCAUCUCACAGAACAGGGGAUCUAUAGUAAACCGUACACCAUCUCACAGAACAGGGGAUCUAUAGUAAACCCGUACACCAUCUCCAGAACAAGGAUCUAUAGUAAACCGUACCCCAUCUCACAGAACAGAGGGAUCUAUAGUAAACCGUUACAUAUCACAGAACAGGAUCUAUAGUAAACCGUACACUAUAUCACAGAACAGGGAUCUAUAGUAAACAGUACACCAUCUCACAGAACAGGGGAUCUAUAGUAAACCGUACACCAUCUCACAGAACAGGGGAUCUAUAGUAAACCGUACCCCAUCUCACAGAACAGGGGAUCUAUAGUAAACGUACACUAUAUCACAGAACAGGGGAUCUAUAGUAAACCGUACACCAUCUCACAGAACAGGGGAUCUAUAGUAAACAGUACACCAUCUCACAGAACAGGGGAUCUAUAGUAAACCGUACACCAUCUCACAGAACAGGGGAUCAAUAGUAAACCGUACACCAUCUCACAGAACAGGGGAUCUAUAGUAAACAGUACACCAUCUCCCAGAACAGGGGAUCUAUAGUAAACCGUACACUAUAUCACAGAACAGGGGAUCUAUAGUAAACCGUACACCAUAUCACAGAACAGGGGAUCUAUAGUAAACAGUACACCAUCUCACAGAACAGGGGAUCUAUAGUAAACAGUACACCAUCUCACAGAACAGGGGAUCUAUAGUAAACCGUACACCAUCUCACAGAACAGGGGAUCUAUAGUAAACAGUACCCCAUCUCACAGAACAGGAGAUCUAUAGUAAACCGUACACCAUCUUACAGAACAGGGGAUCUAUAGUAAACCGUACACCAUCUUACAGAACAGGGGAUCUAUAGUAAACCGUACACCAUCUUACAGAACGGAAGUCUAUAGUAAACAGUACACCAUCUUACAGAACAGGGGAUCUAUAGUAGAAACCAUUACACCAUCUCACAGAACAGGGGAUCUAUAGUAAACGUACACCAUCUCACAGGGGUGGGGAUCUACUUAGUAAGCCAUUUUUAUCUCUCACAGAACAGGAUCUAUAGUAAACCGUACCAUCUCUACCAGAACAGGGAUCUAUAGUAAACAGUACCAUCUCACAGAACAGGGGAUCUAUAGUAAACCGUACACCAUCUCACAGAACAGGGGAUCUAUAGUAAACCGUACACCAUCUCACAGAACAGGGGAUCUAUAGUAAACCGUACACCACCUCACAGAACAGGGGAUCUAUAGUAUACCGUACACCAUCUCACAGAACAGGGCAUCUAUAGUAAACCGUACACUAUAUCACAGAACAGGGGAUCUAUAGUAAACAGUACACCAUAUCACAGAACAGGGGAUCUAUAGUAAACAGUACACCAUCUCCCAGAACAGGGGAUCUAUAGUAAACCGUACACUAUAUCACAGAACAGGGGAUCUAUAGUAAACCGUACACCAUCUCACAGAACAGGGGAUCUAUAGUAAACCGUACACCAUCUCACAGAACAGGGGAUCUAUAGUAAACAGUACACCAUCUCCCAGAACAGGGGAUCUAUAGUAAACUGUACACUAUAUCACAGAACAGGGGAUCUAUAGUAAACCGUACACCAUCUCACAGAACAGGGGAUCUAUAGUAAACAGUACACCAUCUCACAGAACAGGGGAUCUAUAGUAAACCGUACACCAUCUCACAGAACAGGGGAUCUAUAGUAAACAGUACCCCAUCUCACAGAACAGGGGAUCUAUAGUAAACAGUACACCAUCUCACAGAACAGGGGAUCUAUAGUAAACCGUACCCCAUCUCACAGAACAGGGGAUCUAUAGUAAACCGUACACCAUCUCACAGAACAGGGGAUCUAUAGUAAACCGUACACCAUCUCACAGAACAGGGGAUCUAUAGUAAACCGUACACAAUCUCCCAGAACAGGGGAUCUAUAGUAAACCGUACACCAUCUCACAGAACAGGGGAUCUAUAGUAAACCGUACACUAUAUCACAGAACAGGGGAUCUAUAGUAAACAGUACACCAUCUCACAGAACAGGGGAUCUAUAGUAAACCGUACACUAUAUCACAGAACAUGGGAUCUAUAGUAAACAGUACACCAUCUCACAGAACAGGGGAUCUAUAGUAAACCGUACACUAUAUCACAGAACAGGGGAUCUAUAGUAAACAGUACACCAUCUCACAGAACAGGGGAUCUAUAGUAAACCGUACACCAUCUCACAGAACAGGGGAUCUAUAGUAAACCGUACACCAUCUCACAGAACAGGGGAUCUAUAGUACACCAUACACCAUCUCACAGAACAGGGGAUCUAUAGUAAACAGUACACCAUCUCACAGAACAGGGGAUCUAUAGUACACAGUACACCAUCUCACAGAACAGGGGAUCUAUAGUACACAGUACACCAUCUCACAGAACAGGGGAUCUAUAGUAAACAGUACACUAUAUCACAGAACAGGGGAUCUAUAGUAAACAGUACACCAUCUCACAGAACAGGGGAUCUAUAGUAAACCGUACACCAUCUCACAGAACAGGGGAUCUAUAGUAAACCGUACACCAUCUCACAGAACAGGGGAUCUAUAGUACACCAUACACCAUCUCACAGAACAGGGGAUCUAUAGUAAACAGUACACCAUCUCACAGAACAGGGGAUCUAUAGUACACAGUACACCAUCUCACAGAACAGGGGAUCUAUAGUACACAGUACACCAUCUCACAGAACAGGGGAUCUAUAGUAAACAGUACACUAUAUCACAGAACAGGGGAUCUAUAGUAAACAGUACACCAUCUCACAGAACAGGGGAUCUAUAGUAAACCGUACCCCAUCUCACAGAACAGGGGAUCUAUAGUAAACAGUACCCCAUCUCACAGAACAGGGGAUCUAUAGUAAACAGUACACUAUAUCACAGAACAGGGGAUCUAUAGUACACAGUACACCAUCUCACAGAACAGGGGAUCUAUAGUAAACCGUACACCAUCUCACAGAACAGGGGAUCUAUAGUAAACAGUACACCAUCUCACAGAACAGGGGAUCUAUAGUAAACCGUACCCCAUCUCACAGAACAGGGGAUCUAUAGUAAACAGUACACCAUCUCACAGAACAGGGGAUCUAUAGUAAACCGUACACUAUAUCACAGAACAGGGGAUCUAUAGAAAACAGUACACCAUCUCACAGAACAGGGGAUCUAUAGUAAACAGUACACCAUCUCACAGAACAGGGGAUCUAUAGUAAACAGUACACCAUCUCACAGAACAGGGGAUCUAUAGUAAACCGUACACCAUCUCACAGAACAGGGGAUCUAUAGUAAACCAUACACCAUAUCACAGAACAGGGGAUCUAUAGUAAACCGUACACAUCUCACAGAACAGGGGAUCUAUAGUAAACCGUACACCAUCUCACAGAACAGGGGAUCUAUAGUAAACAGUACACCAUCUCACAGAACAGGAGAUCUAUAGUAAACAGUACACCAUCUCACAGAACAGGGGAUCUAUAGUAAACCGUACACCAUCUCACAGAACAGGGGAUCUAUAGUAAACCGUACACUAUAUCACAGAACAGGGGAUCUAUAGUAAACCGUACACCAUCUCACAGAACAGGGGAUCUAUAGUAAACCGUACACCAUCUCACAGAACAGGGGAUCUAUAGUAAACCAUACACCAUCUCACAGAACAGGGGAUCUAUAGUAAACCGUACACCAUCUUACAGAACAGGGGAUCUAUAGUAAACAGUACACCAUCUCACAGAACAGGGGAUCUAUAGUAAACAGUACACUAUAUCACAGAACAGGGGAUCUAUAGUAAACAGUACACCAUCUCACAGAACAGGAGAUCUAUAGUAAACCGUACACAAUCUCACAGAACAGGGGAUCUAUAGUAAACCGUAUACUAUAUCACAGAACAGGGGAUCUAUAGUAAACCAUACACUAUAUCACAGAACAGGGGAUCUAUAGUAAACAGUACACCAUCUCACAGAACAGGGGAUCUAUAGUAAACAGUACACCAUCUCACAGAACAGGGGAUCUAUAGUAAACAGUACCCCAUCUCACAGAACAGGGGAUCUAUAGUAAACAGUACCCCAUAUCACAGAACAGGGGAUCUAUAGUAAACCGUACACCAUCUUACAGAACAGGGGAUCUAUAGUAAACCGUACACUAUAUCACAGAACAGGGGAUCUAUAGUAAACCGUACACUAUAUCACAGAACAGGGGAUCUAUAGUAAACAGUACACUAUAUCACAGAACAGACUUGCUUUCUUCCCAUUGUACUUGCAUUCCCCCAAACCAUACCUGCUUUCCCCCCACUCCAUGUCUGCCUGCCCCCCCAUCAAAUGCCUGCCUUUCCCUCUGCUCCAGCAUGCUGACUCCUAGUGACUGUUCUCCCAUUGUAUUAGUUUGUCUCUAUUGAUUAGUCAGCCCAUAUUUCCAUGAUCCUUCCUAAACCUUCUGUCCAUGUCUACGCAGAAAAUUAAAAUCAUGGCGCCAGAAGCGACAGUUGGCCAAAGUGCGAGGGACUCAGCUCUGCGAGGAGCCCAAACGCUGGGAGGAAGACUAUGAACUCAUUGAAUGCGAAGGACUCUUUGAAGAAUAUCUAGAAAUGGGUGAGUUGAAGUCAUACUGGUUUGUAGUAGGUACAUUGCAUUGCCUAUGGGCAGGACUCACAGGUUGGAGAUUGACAAUUUUCUUUAAACACAAAACAUUAUUAAACAUCAAAGAAAGACGUAUUUUCAUAAUUCGGAAGGAUUAUAGAAAACAAGUGACUGGGACUGACCGUGGUAAUUUAAGCCAUUACAGCGGUGAUUUUUCUAAUUUUUAAUGAUUGUAGUUAGUGCAGCUCAUCCUUAAUGAAUAAAUCAAGUCCAGAGUAUCUGAAAUGAAAGCAUAGCUAGCUUAGAAAAUGGUUUCAGAAUGCUAUAUUGACCUUAAAUUUGAAAUUCACUUUUAAUUUACUUUAAAUUUUCACUUUAGUGAGUAACCCUUAUAAUGUAUAACAUGAAAGGUAUAAUAGUUUAAUGUAUCUAUACAAGCACCAUAACGUCCUAUAUUCAUCUGAUGGGGACAUAUGACCUCACCAUCAGCACCAUCUAUGGUCAGUGGACAAUCUCACGGUUCAGUCUAUCCCAGUUUUGCAGUUUGGAUUCAUCACCAUAUUCGUGGCUGCGUUCCCACUUGCACCUCUCUUUGCUCUGCUAAAUAAUUGGGUGGAGAUUCGCCUGGACGCCCAGAAAUUUGAUUGACAAUUUUCUUUAAACACAAAACAUUAUUAAACAUCAAAGAAAGACGUAUUUUCAUAAUUCGGAAGGAUUAUAGAAAACAAGUGACUGGGACUGACCGUGGUAAUUUAAGCCAUUACAGCGGUGAUUUUUCUAAUUUUUAAUGAUUGUAGUUAGUGCAGCUCAUCCUUAAUGAAUAAAUCAAGGCCAGAGUAUCUGAAAUGAAAGCAUAGCUAGCUUAGAAAAUGGUUUCAGAAUGCUAUAUUGACCUUAAAUUUGAAAUUCACUUUUAAUUUACUUUAAAUUUUCACUUUAGUGAGUAACCCUUAUAAUGUAUAACAUGAAAGGUAUAAUAGUUUAAUGUAUCUAUACAAGCACCAUAACGUCCUAUAUUCAUCUGAUGGGGACAUAUGACCUCACCAUCAGCACCAUCUAUGGUCAGUGGACAAUCUCACGGUUCAGUCUAUCCCAGUUUUGCAGUUUGGAUUCAUCACCAUAUUCGUGGCUGCGUUCCCACUUGCACCUCUCUUUGCUCUGCUAAAUAAUUGGGUGGAGAUUCGCCUGGACGCCCAGAAAUUUGUGUGUGAAUAUCGUCGUCCAGUGGCGGAGCGGGCCCAGCAUAUCGGAGUCUGGUUUUUGCUGCUUGAAGCCUUGGCACAAGUUUCUGUAAUUGUAAAUGUAAGUAAAUGAAGAGGAUUUUGUGGUGGGAUUGUUGGAAGGCAGAGUGUGUUCCAUGUCGAUUUCUCAUCCCUGCAGGCCUUCCUCAUCGCUUUCACCUCUGACUUUCUCCCACGGCUCCUUUAUCAAUACGAAUAUAACAGCAACCUAGAUGGAUACCUCAACUUUACCCUGUCAUACUCUCCACAUAGCUAUGUGUCAGGAAACCACACCAUGUGCAGGUACGAGGAUCACAAAAUACACCAUGUGUAGGUAAGAGGGCCACAAAAUACACCAUGUGUAGGUAAGAGGGCCACAAGAUACACCAUGUGUAGGUAAGAGGGCCACAAGAUACACCAUUUGCAGCUACGAGGGCCACAAAAACAAACCAUGGUAAGUAAAAAGUGCCAUAAAACCACACAAUGUGUUGGGAAGUGUUAAGAGAAGUCUUGCUCUGUAUUUCGUUAUAACAGUGACUUUUACAUAGCGGUGCUCAGACUGUGUGCACUGUGUGUUUUGUAGGUAUAAAGCAUUCCGUGAUGAAAAUGGCAGCUACACUCUCUUUUACUGGAAGCUGCUCGCCAUUCGCCUGGGAUUCAUCAUUGCGUUUGAGGUGAGAACGGCGCACGACUUUCUCCUUACAUGUACAAUGUCUUAUUCUUCAGGAAUGACUGUAACUGGAGCAACUAAUCCUCACAUUGACGGGAUGCAGAUCUCUUUCAGUUAUGAGAGGGUUGAUACUAAAUCAGAUAAAUUGGAUUUAUAA